UAAAGAGAACCAACUAACUCUACAACAAAGAAUAGGAUUGAUUGAACCAUUGACAGAAUUGUACUGUACUCUAGAUAUGUCUGAUUUUAUUCGUAUCCCAUCCGAAAACAUCCAUUUUAUUAAUAGCUUUAUAGAUGAAUUGUAUAAGGAUGAACCAAACAACCCAAUUGUAACAAUUGCUUAUUUCGGUGUAAAUCGUUUUCAUCACAAAUGCCUUAAAGACCUUUUAAAAAUCGCAAAUAAAAAAGUAGUACCCGUACCAGAUAUUGCUACCGCUUCAAAUUCAUCGUUUUCAAAUAAAUAUGAUCAGGCCAUAGCAUAUUUCCAAUGCAUUUUUGCAAUCUAUACAGGUAAAAUCAAAUUUGUAUCCAACUUGCUUCAUAAAUACUCUUUUUUUACCAACGGUUCAUUUUAUUUCAACUACCUCUUCUUUUCCGUAUUAUUAUAUCAUAGAGAAAUUCAAGAUACAAUUCCACCAGAAGACGUACAUUACCUUCGUCAAAAGGCAGUUCAAUUCAUUUCAGAUCUACCCAAAGACCAUUCAAUAUUAUCAAACUAUCAUAUCGCAAUCACUGGUGUACUCUGUAGACUCGAGACAAUGGAUUCAAAAAUUUUAAUUUAUCACUUUAGAGAACAUGGAAGGUUAUUAAGUCCACAAUUACAUGGUUAUAUUCCACAAAGAUUAUCAUUUGUUGAUGCUCUAAUUUCUAUUCCUGAAUUUGAAAAAUUAAAAAUUAACUAAAUAUCAAUUUAAAACAAAACAAAAAAAAAAACAAAUAAAGUUUAUAUAUUUUUAU
Messenger RNA from Dictyostelium purpureum, 797 nucleotides. RefSeq lists its product as uncharacterized. The record is from RefSeq and is a predicted model, not a curated record. The transcript has a single exon. NCBI's taxonomy places the organism in Eukaryota, Evosea, Eumycetozoa, Dictyosteliales, Dictyosteliaceae. Bases 77 to 742 code for a protein of 221 amino acids.